AGAAAUGGAAAGCUCUCAAAUAGUUUCGAACAUCUUCUUUGCUUACACUAUAAUCAUAUCAAUCAGCUCCAUCAACUGCAUAGACAACAACAACAAGAAGUUGGUAACAAAGCAAUCGGCUUUGUUCGUGUUUGGAGAUUCGGUGUUCGAUGCUGGAAACAACAACUACAUCGAUACUCGCUCUAGUGUCCGGUCAAAUUACUGGCCCUAUGGCCAAACAACUUUCAAAUACCCUACUGGAAGAGUCUCCGAUGGACGUUUGAUUCCUGAUUUCAUCGCUGAAUACGCAUGGUUACCGUUGAUCCCGCCAAAUUUACAACCAUACAACGGUAACAACCAAUUUACCUAUGGGGUAAAUUUUGCUUCAGGUGGCGCCGGAGCGUUGGUCGAAACCUUUUCCGGAUUGGUGAUAAGUUUGAGAACACAAUUAAACAACUUCAAGAAGGUUGAAACAAUGUUGAGGUCUAAGUUAGGAGAUGCUGAGGGGAAGAGGGUUAUCUCAAGAGCUGUCUACUUGUUUCAUAUUGGUCUCAACGAUAUUCAAUAUCCAUUUAGUAUAAACUCUUCCGUACUUCAAUCCAUUUCCGACGAGAAAUACGUUGAUUAUGUUGUUGGUAACAUGACAGACGUUUUCAAGGAAGUGUAUAAUCUUGGAGGAAGGAAGUUUGGAAUCUUGAACACAGGACCAUACGAUUGUGCACCAGCCUCAUUGAUUUUAGACCAAACGAAGAUAGGAUCUUGUUUUCAGCCGGUUACUAAGCUGAUCGAUAUGCACAACAAGAAGCUUCUGAAUAGUUUGAGGUGGCUAAAGCAUGAACUAUCUGGAUUCAAAUACGCACUUCACGACUAUCACACUUCCUUAUCCGAAAGGAUAAAUAAUCCUUCAAAAUACGGGUUCAAGGAGGGGAAGAAGGCAUGUUGCGGAAGCGGACCGUUCAGGGGAACCAGUACCUGUGGAGGCCGAGGGAUACCGUCGCAAAGUUAUGACUUAUGUGAAAAUGUUACAGAGUAUUUGUUCUUUGAUGCUUUUCAUUUGACGGAAAAAGCUAAUCAACAAAUCGCAGAGCUGAUUUGGAGUGGACCGAUAAAUAUCACUGGACCUUAUAAUCUCAAAGCGCUGUUUGAACUUAACUAAAAAAAAACUCAAUAUGUUUCAUCUUUCCUUGGUUUUCAUUUUUUUUUUUUUUUUUGAGUCUGUCACAAGAAUAUUGCAGUUUUCUUGAAUAAUUUCCUUGUAAAUUAAAGGAAGUUUCAAUUUGUCAACUCAAAUGAAUGAGCUAGUAGGCUAGUAGCCCUAAAGUACCCUUAA
Molecule: messenger RNA, 1309 nt
Organism: Capsella rubella
Lineage: Eukaryota; Viridiplantae; Streptophyta; Magnoliopsida; Brassicales; Brassicaceae
Product: GDSL esterase/lipase 1
Exons: 5
Coding region: 5-1135 (376 amino acids)
Biological process (GO): lipid metabolic process
Molecular function (GO): lipase activity
Source: RefSeq, a predicted model, not a curated record